GUCGUGACUGUCCACCGUCUACCCAGACCAUACGACUGCACAUUCCCUCUGUAUGUAAUAACAGAGAGUUUAUAUAUGUAUGACGACCAGACUGUCACAACUUUCCAAGUUUCAAGGAAUUUGGUUUAAUGAAAGUAUGCGCGCUCCCGCCAAAGCGCAGCAUCAGCACCACUAUCUCGCGCGCGCGCCCGCAUCUAACGAUCGAGUCUAUCGCCAUCCCGGCCGAGAGAGUUAAAGUUGGCCGAAAGGACGGAUAAACGAUGCUGUACUGUCCGGUGACGAGGAGAGGAUAACAUUUGAUUUACUCAUCUAAUAGCGACUCCAUAUCCCGGAGAGGAUGGCUAUCAAAAUUCUUGCCCCAAGCCUUUUACUCUUUCUCGCCUUUCAGCAUUGCUCAUCACGGCCAUGCUUAGAUUCGCUGAUCUCUCCGCUCUACGCUUCCUCUUUCCAUGCUUCCUCCAGAUAUAACUUUUUUUACUCUGCACACUUUGCCAAACUGUAUGGGAGCAGCGGCUGGUCUCCGUCCCCUCGGGACAGGCAGCCAUGGAUGCAGAUUGACUUGGGGAGGAAGUAUCGUAUUAUGGCCAUUGCUACUCAGGGUACCUUCAACUCUUAUGACUGGGUCACCAAAUACAUGCUGCUGUACGGGGACCGAUUUGACGCAUGGACUCCAUACGUCAUGAAAGGAGGCAACAUGACGUUGCCUGGCAACUGGAAUUACUACCAGGUGAAGAGGAACGUCUUUCAUUAUGCGUUCACUGCCAAACAUCUGCGCAUCUAUCCCAUGGGCUGGAAUACUGAGAACGGAGGAAAGAUCGGCCUUCGCGUAGAGUUCUACGGCUGUCCUUACGACUCAUAUGUGAUGCAGUUUGAGGGGGAUGACAUGGUGGCGUAUUCAUUCCCACGGGGCAGGAUGAGGACUCUUCAGGACCACUACGCUUUAAACUUUAAGACUUUGGAGAAGGAUGGUAUUCUCCUGCACAGUGAAGGUUUGCAGGGAGACUCCAUCACUCUAGAGCUGAAGACUGGGCGCCUCUACUUACAUAUCAGCUUGGGGAGUAGCACUGUCCAUAACACCAAUGGGAUGACCACAAUGAUGCUGGGAAACCUGCUGGACACUCAGCACUGGCACUACGUCACCGUCAAGCGCUACGGACGAGAGGUUAACUUCACCUUGGACAGCCAGACUGAGACUGCUGUCCUCAACGGAGAGUUCCAGUACCUUGAUCUGGACAAACAGAUUUAUGUUGGCGGCGUGAUUGAGAAAGACGUGCCCCAUCUGCCCGGUAAGUUUAACUUCCGUGGCUGCAUGGAAAACGUCUUUAUCAAUGGAAUCAAUGUCAUCUACAAGACACAGUACCAGGAGCCUGAAAUACGACUAGCUCCUAAAAAGAAAAAGAUGCAUUAUACUUGCCGUGAUCUCCUCUGGAAGCCCAUGACCUUUGCAGGACCCAACAACUACCUGCAGCUGCCCGGCUUCUUCCGGAAGAACCGUCUGGCAGUGAAGUUUAAGUUUCGCUCAUGGGACUACACAGGGUUACUGAUGUUCACCAGGUUUGCAGAUGAGUUGGGCUCUCUGGAGCUGGGCCUCAGCGAAGGACAAGUCAAUGUCACUCUAAUGCAGCCUGGAAACAAGAGAUUACGUUUCGCUGCAGGGUACCGUCUCAAUGACGGCUUCUGGCACACAGUAGACCUGACCGCCAAAGACAACUUAUUAACUAUCACUAUAGAUGAAGAUGAAAGCUCACCACUGAAGAUCACCAACCCCUUCAUGGUUCGUACAGGAGACCGCUACUUCUUUGGUGGUUGUCCUAAGACCAAUAACACGGCACGCUGUGUGACCAAGCUGUCUCGCUUCCAUGGCUGCAUGCAGCAGAUCUUUAUAGAUGAUGAGCCGGUGGAUAUAGAUGUCAUGCUGCAGAGGAAAUGGGGCAGAUAUGCUGAAAUCCUGCUGGGCACCUGCGGAAUCACUGAUAGGUGCAGUCCAAACCCUUGUGAACAUGAAGGCAGGUGUAUUCAGUCCUGGAAUGACUUCCUGUGUGUGUGUAACAACACCGGCUACAAGGGGGAAGUUUGUCAUAACUCGGUCUACAGGGAGUCAUGUGAGGCCUACAGGCUGAAUGGGAAGUACUGGUCAGGCAACUACACCAUAGAUCCAGAUCUGAGCGGACCACUGAAGCCUUUCACGGUCUACUGCAAUAUGAUGCAAAAAUCAUGGACCGUUAUUGAGCACAACCGCAUGAAAAGCACCAAAGUGAGCGGCUCCACCUUGGAUCGACCGUAUAUUGGGGACCUCCAGUAUGUAAAUGCAUCGUGGGAUGAAGUCACUGCCCUAGCAAACACGUCUUUAUACUGCGAACAGUGGAUUGAGUUCUCAUGCUACAAGUCACGCCUCCUCAAUACUCCACAUGGGCGGCCUUACACUUACUGGAUUGGUCGGCAUAAUGAGAGUCAUGAAUACUGGGGAGGAGCUUUCCCUGAAAGUGGGAAAUGUGGAUGUGCUGUCAAUCAAACAUGUACUGACUCCAAGUACUGGUGCAACUGUGACGCAGACUAUCGCCAAUGGCACUCCGAUAAGGGAUACCUGUCGUUCCGAGACCACCUGCCUGUCAGGAGGAUUCUCAUAGGAGACACUAACCGCACCGGUUCAGAAGCGCGCUACAGUGUUGGGGCACUGUACUGCCAUGGAGACAGGAGUAUCUGGAACACUAUAGCUUUCAGCAAGCCCACCUAUCUGGCGUUCCCCACCUUCAAGCCCGGCACCAGUGCCGACAUCACGUUCCACUUCAGGACCUACCGAACUAACGGAGUGUUUGUAGAAAGCUCAGAUGACCACCUGCGUAAUUUCUUACGAAUUGAACUCAAUUCUACAACUGAGGUGGUUUUCAUAUUUAUGGUGGGUGAUGGGAUUAGAAACGUGACCCUGCGCUCUCCUAAACCUCUCAAUGAUAAUGAAUGGCACUAUGUAGAAGCUGAAAUCAAUGUGAAAUUGGCACGUCUCAAGGUUGAUUUCCUGCCUCCGGCCAUUCACAAGUUUCCAGGCCAAACCUACAUCACUAUGAUGUUCACACAACCCCUGCUCGUAGGGGCAGCCAAUCACACCUUAAGGCCUUUUCUGGGUUGUCUGCGUGGGCUGAGGAUGAACGGGGUGCCCAUGGAUUUGGAGGGAAAGGUUGACGAGAGGGCUGGCAUACGUAGGAACUGCACCGGAGCGUGUCUGAAUGUCUCCAUACCAUGUCGAAACGGAGGCCAGUGCAUUGAUGGCUACGCUUCUUACGCCUGUGACUGCAAUAACACAGCCUUCGACGGCUAUUACUGUCAUUUAGAUAUUGGGGCAUUCUUUGAUGUGGGAGCGUGGUUGCGGUAUGACAUCCGCAAAGAGCCAAUUUCCUUUGACGCAUGGUGGGCGAACUUUUGGAUAGAGCCUCACUGGCACAACUUCACCCUCGGCUACAACACGACAACUGAUGACAUAGAGUUCAGCUUCAGCACUCUACAGGCCCCAGCGGUGCUGCUUUAUAUCAGCUCCUUCAGCAAUGAUUACAUUGCCGUCCUGCUCAAGAAAGAUGGGACUCUUUCGCUGAGAUAUCGGCUUGGGAUAAUAAGCUACAAAUUUAAGCUGACUGAUAGAAACAUGGCCGACGGCUUCCCUCAUUUUGUCAACAUCACCCGACACAACUACACCAUAUGGACACAGGUGGAUUACAUGGAUCCAUGGAUUGAGAAGUUAAUACCAGGAGAGAUUCCCAGAUUUGAUUCACCAAAGUCUAUAUUCUUGGGUAGAGUCAUGGAGGUGGGAGGUGUCGACUACGAAAUUCAGAGGCACAACAGUCCUGGUUUUAUGGGCUGUAUAUCAGGGGUCCGAUAUAAUAUUUUUGCUCCCCUGAAGGCUUACUUCCGACCCAAUGUAACCAAUCCACCGGUGACGACUCAAGGCUAUGUGGUGGAGUCUAACUGUGGGGCGUUUCCCCCUGUUUUAGGAUAUGUCCCUUGGGAGGAUGACCCCUGGUUCACUGGUCUGUUCUUUUAUUACAUUCAUGAUGAUGUUACUCCACCUUGGAUGACACUAAUCGUGACAGUGUCUCUGAUGCUGCUCUUCCUGAUCCUGUACGGCCUCUACAUUUACCUGUACAGGUAUAAAGGCAGUUACCACACUAAUGAACCGAAGCAGCUGGAGUCCCCCAGCUCCUCUCGGCCCCUCACUGAUACUCUGCGCAAGGAUAGAAAGAACCUGCCGGAAAUACAGGAGGAAAGUCCCAAUGAAUAACACAAACUGAGGGCUGUCUUGAGGAAAAGAGAGGAGUUCUGGUGAUUAUGAGGGAGGUAAAUGGUGAAGACUGAGGAAUGAGUUGCAAAUGUGAUUUUUUUUUUAUGUAUCUUUUGCCUUUAUGGUAAUGUAACUAUAUUUAUUUUUCUGUCCCAUUAUUUUUACAGUGUAAUCUGACAUUUGGUGCUUUUGGCAGGGUUCAAAAUAAGCAGGCUAGAGACAAUUUACCAUCUGAUCAAUGAGCACUUGCAGUGCAGGCCGACUGAAGUGCCUCAGCAACAUUACAAGAAACUUUGAAAGAUCGAUCCAGGGUUCCCACGGUCAUAGAGAUAUCAGGAAAUAUCAGGGUAUUCAAGAAUUGUGAUUUCCAGGCCUAGAAAACUGUAUUGGAAAUGAUUACAAUCAUGGAAAUGUGUGUUGUAAAUAUACAUUUACAUAGUCAUGCCCAUCACAAUGAUAUUGAUUAAAAAUUAGAUUUUUGUGUGCAAUCUCAGUAAAAUUGUUUUUACAAAAUCAAACGACUGGAAAAGUCAUGAAAAUGGAUAAAAUCUUAAAGUCAUGUUAAUUUCUGUAGUACGUAAUAAACGUCAAACAGAAAUAGGAUCCGAACACAGUAACAUGCAGGGCUUAACACCUCCUCAAUUUUUAUUUUUUAUUUUAUGCUUCAUCGGAGGCAAUAAAAAACAAGUGAAAAGAGCAAAAAGUGUAUAAAAGUGCAAAAUGUUUUCGAGACAAAGCUCUUCCUCAGUGCCACAUCAUGAAUAAAAUCUUAAAGUCAUGUUAAUGUCUGUAGUCUGUAAUAUAGCUCUUUAUAGUUAUGGCCAUCUCAAAAAUAUUUUAUUGGUUACAAAUUCACAAUCACAAUAAAAAUGUUUUCAAAACUGGCUGGAAAACUGGAAAUUGAUAAAAAUCUUAAAAAUAAGAAUUGUUUUGUAGUCAGAAUAAAUCGUUCUAAUUAUGCCCAUACAAUAAAUAAUAUACUGUAAUAAAAAUAUGUAUUAUUGAAAUAAAAUUAAAAUGAAUUGGUGCAACGGUGUGGGAACCCUGUACAUACUAAGUGAAAGUUUUGGCUCAUUAUUGUGUCCUGGCAGAAGUAGUGUGUUUGAUAGUCAUGUUGUUGUGUUCAUGAGAGAAUCUGCACAAAAUGCACAACAACAACCUUAAGAGUACAGUGUUUUGAAAAUGUAGAUAUGUUCACACAUAUCUGUUUUAACAUCGCUAAAACUUCAUUAAUGUAUGGAGGAAUUUGCUCAGACAUAGCUAAUGGUAUACAAGUAUUUAUAUGUGUGUUUUACUACUGUCUAUAAUUGGAUGCAGCGCUUAUAAGAGAUGACGAGUCAAUGACAUUGAAUGGCUUCAGCUUCUUUAGAGCACAAUGACAUUAAUGUGCUGAACAAUAAUGUGUCUGGGGAAAUAUUAUUUCUGUGGCAUAUGAAAAACUGCAGACAGGUGUUUUUGUGAUAGUAGCCAUAUUACAUCUUGCUUGUGAACAGCAUUAUGUGGUAUAAGAUUCAUAAAGAUUAGGAGAUUUUUGUAAAAACCACACAGUAGGCCUCAUGAAACGAGCAGAAGGAAUUCUAGCUCCAUGAAAGAUUUACAGUACAUAGAAAUGUUUCUUGACUGAAGCCUAAUCAGUGCUGUAAUGAACAGGGUGUCUCAGGGUUGGUAACGGUGGUCAUGAUGGCAUGUUCUUCUCACUGCUGCUAUAGCAACACACACCAGCCUUUUCAAGCCGUUCUCAAGACAUUUUGACUCUGAAAUAAAGUUUCAGUUUAUAUUAUACAAACCUAACAGUACACGAAUGAGGGCAGGUAAAAACUGGAUUGUGUUUGAGAGUGUGUCUGAUUAUAAUGAUGCCACAGAUCAGUGACUGAAGUUGAAGCUGUUUUUCUCCUUGUGUCCUUUUCUGUCUUUUCAAGAGAGUUCUUCCUGUGGGCCAAAGCAAAACGAUAUAGUUUCUUAUAACAGAGUAUAAUGGCGUCAUACUUCUGUUCAGUCCACAUCAUAUUCAUGUCACGUGAUUGAUGAUGAAGCAUUUCAGACCAGUGAUUCCCAACAAGGAAUAUUUAGAUUUUAAUGUCAAAUAUAUAUAUAUAUAUAUGAAACCUAUUGGAAUUAAUAUCUUUUUUUUUUCAGUUAUUUUUAAAAAAAAAAAAAGAAUUUUGUAAUGUGUGCAAGUUUUAUAUUUUUGUGGUGUUUUUCGUCCAUAAUUCAGAUUUUUCUUUAAAAAUGACAUCAUGAAUUAAUUUAUAAGUGAUGAUGGGGUAAUUUUGCCUUAUUGAUGGGCCUAUUGGCUACAUAAGAAAAAAAAAACUGUUGUAGUCAGUCUGCACUUUUUAUAGUGUGGAGCUUCUGUGGGCUGAAUGUGUUCACUAGGAGCCUAUAAUCUUGAUCGGAAAAAGGUGAACAAACUGUGUUAGCUUUGGAUCAACAAUAACUGACAGUGACAGAAAUGCUAAAAUUGCAUAUUUAGAAUAUUAGAGGAACAGCAAACUUAAAUGUGUUAUGGUGGUUUGUUACAGAUCUAAUAUCGUAAAUUACAAUCAGUUUGUUAAAGGUAGAUUUUGGACAGAAAUAAUCAUAAAGCAGCUGAUAUUUUUACAUGAGGUCACACAUGAAAGCUUUCUUAGCAUGAAACACUGAGCAGUUCAGCACAAGUCUGAUUAUCGAUGUGUGUCGAGAGGCUUUGUGGAUGAAAGACUCCCAUGUAUAAAGUCAUGGUUUUUAUAAAUUCAUUCAUGCGUUUGCUGUAGGACACCAUUAUUGCUGCUGCUGCUUCAUAGCUGUUUUGAUGGCGGUCUUACCAAGAGCUUAGAGCACUUCCAUCGUCUUUCCAGAUGUAAAAUGAGCUAUUAAAACAAAAGAGCAAAUAAGGUAGAACACAUGUAUUAUCUUUAGAAGCUAUGCAUUUUGCAUGACUACUGCACUUUUCAUCGAAAUGCAAUAAGAAAAAGAAGAAUCCGCUGCUUCCAGUGCCAGGCACAUGUUCUUUAGUCUGUUUCUUUAACAGAGCCAUAACAGAGCUUUUAUCAAAGAGAUCACAAAAUAUUCACCCACAGAUUAUGCUGUUCAUGUAUAUGUAUAAAUAAAGUGUACUUCUCUUUUUAUCAUUCUAAUUUGUAUAAAAAAGGCAGGCACGUGAGAGUAUUUUGAAUAGAUGAGUACUGAAUGAAUAAGUCCAGCUUUAACCUCGUGACCUCUGCCAGGUUUUGUCUUGUUUUUAUUCCUUUCUUAAUGUAUCCCUCAUUCUUUUACUUUUUCCCUUCUAUCGUCCUCUAAACCAGUGGAAUAUGGAUUUUCAAUUCAUUUUAGCUUUGAAGAGUGUCUUGAAUAUGAAGAACGAAAUGCUACUGUAAAGAAAUAUUAAAUUUAACAGGGACAAACACCUCUCAGAGUCUCUUCCUACUUUACAUUUUCUUUAAAAACUAUAUAGUCAUUAAAACACCAAAGUUUGGUAGUUGAUGACGCUCAGACAAAAGUAAAUGUAUGUUCCAGAUGAAUGUUAAUGUGGAAUGAGAAGCGAGCAGAUAGUGUAAAUGACAGUGAUUGAGGGCUGGUACUCGGCACUAGCUUGUGUGAUGCAAGUUUGUAUAAAUGAGGUAUUGCGUGUCGUCUGUGUCAAUACUGCAGCUAAUAGGAGAGUUACCUCAUUGACAGACAUUUGACUGAAUGUUUAAAAACAACGUCAAUUAUCGGCACAUGGAGGCCCAUUUGUUUACUUUGAAGAAACGCAACCUUCACCUCUGUUUUGUAGGGAAUUGUCUUCUUUUUUUUUCUUUUUACAUUUAAUGCAUUUUUCAUGUAAACACACUAAUUCACUGUGAAGUACUUUCUUCAUCUUUUCCAAACACACUGCAUAUAUAAGUCCUGAUUGAACAAAUCUGAAAUCUUGUUAGGCCAUUUAUCUUUUGGAUUAAGAAUUCCACUCUGACUGUCAUGCUGGUGACAAUAGUAGCUGUAUGUAUCUUUUGUGCAAAUAGCCAACUUUGUUAACAUUGGCUGUUUCACGAACUUAACCCACUUUUUCUCAGGCAAUUUAUACAUAGUGCAAAUAACAUUAAUUUUUUUUUAAUUUUUAUUUUUUUACACUUUUUUUGAAUAGCAUCUAUCAGUAUUUGCACUGUAAACAAGUUGCUAUUUAUACUUGGUGCAAACAUACCAUUUAAGUAAAACACCCUUUAAAGGUAUGGGUCAAUAAGAUUUUUUUCAAGGCCGCAUUAAGUUUAUCAAAAGUGACAGUUAAUUAUAUAUAUAUAUAUACUGUAUGUAUGUAUAUGUUUAUAUAUAU
This is a messenger RNA of Onychostoma macrolepis, 8555 nucleotides long. RefSeq names its product contactin associated protein 1 (gene cntnap1). The transcript has 24 exons. Bases 338 to 4267 code for a protein of 1309 amino acids. Lineage: Eukaryota; Metazoa; Chordata; Actinopteri; Cypriniformes; Cyprinidae. The record is from RefSeq and is a predicted model, not a curated record.